Seminavis robusta is the source of this 1584-nucleotide messenger RNA. The record is from the annotation of a GenBank genome assembly. Lineage: Eukaryota; Bacillariophyta; Bacillariophyceae; Naviculales; Naviculaceae.
AUGAGACCGCUCGAAGCAGUGCUGUUAUUGCUAUGCGCAUCUCAUUCCAUGCUAGGCAUAGAUGCAAGAGGCCACAGAAUCAGAUUGAAUACCUAUGAUACCAACAGAGGGAAUGAGAUCCAAAACAACGGUGGUGAUUCCAGGGCAUCCAGCAAAAAACCGAUUCGGGGUGUUCCUAUCAGGGGCAGGAACAAUGUCUUUGGAGAUGUGGACGAAGGAGAGGGCAGCUAUGAACCAGAUGCUCUCAAUGGGUAUUAUUCAUGGGAUGAGACAUCUACAAGGAACAUCGAUGCAACAAGGGGGAAACAGAAGAACCGAAAGCCAAAAAGGGGUAGAAUGGAAAAAGACCGAUCAAGACAAGACUAUGAUAACGUUGUUCUCGUAGAAGAAUCUUCAGAGGAUCCGGGAUUUGUUGGGGAACAAGGCACGGGAUUUUCAACAAAGACACCAUCGGCACCAGCUCAGAGACCUACAGACAAACCGACGCCGCGUCCCUCACGAGAGCCUACGCCUGAGCCUACUAAUGUUGCAACUCCGAGACCGACAAAUAGACCGACUCCGAAUCCAACCCCAGAAAUCACUGAAGCUCCAACCUUCUACCCCAGUCAGAAGCCCGUUGAGACCCCAAGACCAACCAUAAUAACGAGGCCCCCAACAGAGCGACCAACACCGAAUCCAACACAACCUCCAGAACCAGAGCCACAGCCCACCGGGACGGAUGUUCCGAUACCCCCAGCACCUUCUACAGCGUUUUGUCGAAGUGACGCCGACGGUGCUUUUGGAUCUAUGAACGGAAAGAGCACAGAAGUCGAUUAUCUUUAUCAAAUCGAACUAUUCUUAGGGCUCUCCAUCCAGGAUGCAACAGCACAAGUGGAACAAGAACUAGUUGACUUGCUGCUUCCUAAAAUGUUCCCACAGCAAUGCAGGUUAAGGCGAAAACUUCAGGCUGCCAAGGCUGCCUAUGUCGGAAUAAGCACAAUGCCAUCGGAUUCCCAUAUUCCAGGAUUUGCUUGUGUUGGCAACUUUGUCGAGCCAUGUUUUGUGGUGAGGGGCUGGGUUACAGUGUAUUCGGUCAACAUACCUCCUGACACCGUCGCAACUGAAGUAUCGGGUUACAUUUAUGAUAUCUUGGAAAGUGGACAGAUAGAGGAGGAAAUAAUGGAUGUUCACAGAAUUAGAUCUCUUCGGGCGCCCAGCAUGAUGGAAUCACCCAACAACCCUGAGAAAGUACCAGUCGCAAGUGCGGCGGUGUCAAACUCGGCGGGGACUCAGUCGUCUCCAUCAUCAAACCGCCUACCUCCUGCCAGCAACAACCCUCUGCAAGCGGGUAUAGUUGAUUCCCCUCUUUCCUCAAUGACGUCGACAAACCCCCCAUUACAAACAAAUGAACCCUCUGAGAACACAUCGUUCCUUCUAAGAAUACCAUGGUGGUUAUGGCUUCUCAUGCUUCUGUUCAUAUUGGUGCUCUGGGCUUUGAUGGCUGCCGUCGAGAAGAAACUAGAGUUACGAAAAGAAUCAGAAUCAGAGGAGAAAGCACUUGCCCUUGAGAAGAAAGCCCUCGCACUUGCGAAUCCAGCCGAAUGA